AGACAAACAUCCAAUUUUGUCAUCACAAGGAGGUCAUGGGUUUUGUGCUAUUAAGGAUAUACACAUUGUAUAUAUAUUCUCUAUUAACAAUACUGUAGUUAAGCCGGCUUGGCAUUCACCGACCAUUUAUUACUGCACUCACUCAACAUCUCCAUGCACAUCGUCGUUCUCGACUCAAAAUAGAAUUUUGAAGAAAACGAGUAAAUGAGGGGUCAAUGCACAUUUUCCAUCUCCACUCCAGUGUGAAUUCAAAGGAAGGACAGAAGUUUGAUAAGGAUUUCGAAACCAAUUUUUUUGUUUGGAAACCCAAAAGUUUGUUGGGUGUGGAUAGGCGUGUUUUUUUGAGAUGUGAACAACGACAAGCAUUUAAAAGGCUUCUAGUUUGAAUGGGCUGUGCAGGAGGAAUGUGGAGAUAUGGUAGUGAUUAAAAUUGUGUUGCAGGCCUGAGAAAGAUCUGUUGCUGCUGGGGAGAGGUAUUUGGGACUUGAAGUGUUUGAUAAAUUGUCUGCAUUGAGGAGCUCUUUGGUGUUGGUGGUAGUCCUGCAAUCAAAUCCCGACAAAUGUUUUUUUUUCUUUGGCAUCUCAGAUUGCGAAAAUUGGUUUGAGAUUCAUUUACUGGGUGUUGAAGCAGUCAGUCUUAAUCCAAGUUUGUAUCUUAAGAGGUGUGAGAUAAGCUUUCUCGAACUUUUGAUUUAGUGGGUAUUGAAACGGUCAAUCUUUGUUCAACUUUUUUGUUUAAUAUUUUGGAAGAGGCAAAUAGUUUCUUGUGAAUCGACUAAGUCGGUGAUGAAGCAAUCUUUCUGAUGUGAAAUGGAGGCCUAACUUGUUAGGUUUAAGGCUUGAGCAGAUAAAGUGGUCGUUUUAGAAACAGGCAAUCCCAAUUUGAGCCGGGCAAUGAGGCUUUGGAAGACCUAAGUUUUGUUUCUCUCUUGGAUUCAUUUGGCAGGUAUCCAGAGCAGAUAAUCUUACUGUUCGCUUGGUGUGCGAGAUCUCGUAAGGCCUAAAUUCUCUGGUUUGAUAUAUUCUUGUCCGUAGGAAGCCAUCAAAGCCAAUUCACUAGAGCUGGAUUUCGCUCUUUUGGAAGGCCUGAUAAACUUUUCAUGGUUCAGUGAGCAAGUAAUUGAAACAGAGGAUCUUAAUGUUGGUUGGUGUCUGAGAUCUAGGAAGGCCAAAACAAUAUGGUUUGGAUUUGAUUCACUGGGUUUUGGAGCACCGUAUCCUCAAAUUGAUUUCUAUGAUUUUGGUAGAAGCAUUGCAUCUUCAUGUUGAUUCUGGAGAUAUUUGCAGAUGAAAUAACAAUUUUUUUGGGUUGAUAAUAAGGCGGGCUUAGAGGCACUGCCUGACUGAAUAUGUGAUGCUUUGGAUUCCUUGAAGUAAUGCAGUCAUUAUCAUUGCAAGUUCCAAUUUUGACUAUCAGGUUUUCACAGUAAAAUUGGGUUGGUUCAAUAAUGCAGCUGAUAUAGGAACAAGUCCCAAUCUCUGACUUUUCCAUUUAUUAAAAUGGAGUCAAUCCGAGGACGAGUUUAUUCUCUUGGAAAUAACAGAAAGCUCGAAACUUGAAAGUUUCUGAAAGUUUCUGCUUGGGUUUUAAGGCCUGCGGAAUUCAAUGCAACAGCUUUGACUAUUUCGAUGCAUGGAAGUAUAUUCUUCAUGAAGGAUUUUCCCUGAGAGGAGUACCCCUUUUGUGUCCCCCUUUUAUUCAAAUGAUGGGAGCUAUUUUACUUAUAUCCAGGUAGAGAAUGCAUAUUCUCGUUGCUUAAAUCUCAGUGCAUUGAUGAUUCAGAGGCUGGAUGCCUCGAGGGAGUAUUAUUUGAGUUGACCUGUAAGUUUAUUGGCAUAACUAGAUUAGGGCAGUGGAGGUAUCACAUUGGAAUUCUUUAUGGCAGAACCCAGAUAUUUUCUGGGUUGCGGAAGAAUAUUACAGGAUAGGAAAUGCGAUCAUUCUAUAUGGAGUUAUCCUCUGAUGGGCUUGGGCAGGAGUUCUGAUGGACUAUUCUGGGCCAAAUUUGCUUUUCUUUGUACAAUUUUCAUGAUAUCCUUUGUGGGCUCAUAUGGUACGACCAGUCCUUAUGAAUCCGUAUUAGCAGUAUCUGUGAAUGAUACCAAUUCUCGGAUAUCAGUGGAUAAUAUACUUCAGGACUAUGCUUUCAGAGCGAUCAAUUUCACGCACCCUAGAACAGGUAUUAUCUACGAGGGCACGGUACCUGCAAACCUAUCUGGUAUUAAAGUUGAUGGAGUUCGUCUUAGAAGUGGCAGCUUGAGGAGGCGUGGUUAUCUCUAUAAUGAAUUUACUAUGCCCACAGGCAUUGUGGUGAGCCCAUAUGUAGAAAGGUUAGUUCUUGUUUAUCAGAACUUUCAGAAUUUGUCUUCUCUGUAUUAUAGUACACCUGAAUUUCAGUUAGUAGCACCAAUUUUAGGUCUCUUAGCAUAUGAUGCUUCCAAUCUAAAUGCUACCAAUCCUCAAGAACUCAGCUUUAUUGCAACCGAAAGUCCUAUUUCAAUUAGGUUCAGUAAUGUGUCCUCCACAAAAGGAUCGACUCCCAGGUGCAUCUUCUAUAAUUUGAAUGGGACAGUGAGCCUUAGCAAUGUGAGUUCUACAAAUGUUUGUUCUUCUAAUUCCCAAGGUCAUUUCUCUUUGGUGAUAGAAUCUGUUGCCCCUGCCCCUGCCCCUUCCCCCGUUACACCGCCUUCGCCACCAUCUCCAUCUGGUGGCGUUCCUCCUACGAUGCCUACGACUCCAAGUUCUGGUUUAGUGCCCCCACCUGGAAAAACAUCGCAAACAUGGAAAGUUGCUGUUGGAUCUUCAAUUGGUGGGGUAGCUGCUGCUGUUCUGGUAGGCAUCCUCUGUUUUGGGUUUCUCAAGUACAGGGAGAAGUCACAGAUUGAGCAUAUGGAACUUCAGGCUGAGCAAGCAGAGACACUACAAACUUCAGUGGUUGGAGGGAACAGGACUCUAAUAGCAGGUGGCACUAGAACACAGCCAAUGCUGGAGAAUGAAUACACUGCUUAGAAUGUAGCCAUUGGUUUCAGGAUGAAAACCACAGGGGUGGUUAAGGGUUUUGGUGCAGCCAGACUUUUGCAGGCAUAGAUUGAAUGGCUUGUUAUCUGGCCAUCGUUGUGAUGACUUGUCCUGCUUUAUCCUCCUUUUUGUGCUAUUUUUGGGGUGCAUCCUGGAAUUUCAUCCUUGGUGUUCAUAUCUUUAACAUCCAUUGAUCUUCUUUAUUAAGGAUGAUUUCAAGACAGAAGUGCAUCAAGCUAUUUCUUGAAUUCUGCUGCAGCUUUCAGGUGAUACUUCCUAUUGGGAAUGUUGCUUAUCAGGGAAGUGAGUAUUAGUUUUCCUUUAAUGGCUUUCUGUCAUUCUCUCAGGGAUCCCUACGUUUGUAUUGUUUAAGAAGUGCUUGGUAUUCUAAUUCUUUUUUUUCUAUUUGUAUAGAAGGGCGUCCUAAAUGCCAUAGAAAUUCAUUUAUAUUCUUUCCUUGUACCCUUUUUGGAAAGGCCUCUCCAACACCAUUUGUGACUUAUAGAGACAGUAUUUGAUCUCUGUUGUUGUGUACCAUCUUGUCUUCGAUGCUGGGCAUAGAUGUCAAAUCAGCUGGCAUAUUAGAGCAAAUUCAAAAUCAUUUCACAUCUGUGCUCUAUCAUGUAAACUGCAUCAAUGGGAUUGUAUUUUUAAUUAUUUUAAAAUAAAUAUCAAAGCCGUGGAGCUUUUGAGCUU
Molecule: messenger RNA, 3715 nt
Organism: Cryptomeria japonica (Japanese cedar)
Lineage: Eukaryota; Viridiplantae; Streptophyta; Pinopsida; Cupressales; Cupressaceae
Exons: 1
Coding region: 1880-3010 (376 amino acids)
Cellular component (GO): membrane
Source: RefSeq, a predicted model, not a curated record